Molecule: messenger RNA, 4089 nt
Organism: Manduca sexta (tobacco hornworm)
Lineage: Eukaryota; Metazoa; Arthropoda; Insecta; Lepidoptera; Sphingidae
Gene: Su(var)2-10
Product: E3 SUMO-protein ligase PIAS3
Exons: 13
Coding region: 184-2058 (624 amino acids)
Biological process (GO): protein sumoylation; regulation of transcription by RNA polymerase II
Molecular function (GO): zinc ion binding; transcription coregulator activity; SUMO ligase activity
Source: RefSeq, a predicted model, not a curated record
CAAUGUGGCCGCUAGAUAGCAAGCGUCAAGUUAUGGCGUUUGCGAGACAUUCGUAAAUGGUUUUUUUAAAUUGUAAUUUUUAUAAAUGUCUGUGUGAUUUUGAUAACAUAAAUUUAACAUGAGUAGAUAUUACGAUUACGGUAACGCGAUAUCAUGUUGACAUGAGAUGGUCGCUCGUCAACAAUGGUUAAAACACGAUCUUCAGCGAGGGUAGGAAACGCGGCCACCAGUGCGCCCGCCGAAAAUGGAACGUCUUCCGAACUUAGAACGCGACUCAAAACCACUGAGAACGGGCACCGAUCGCAAAAGGCCUACAAUACAUCUAGGAACAGUCAACAGUCGUUGUCGUCGGGCGGUGUGGGCCCGGGCGGCGGGUCGCAGGGCAAGGACCCGCUGGCCCCCGCGCUGCCCGGCUCCCGCAUGUACCAGCACCCUGCCGUCAGCGGUUACAACACACAAGACUCACGCGCACAGGCUAUGCCAGUCUCGGCGCGACAGAACCCGAUGUACGCGAGCGGCAUGUACCACGGGUACAGCGGCGCGGGCGCGGCCACGCUGGCGCCGAUGCAGUCGCCGUCGCCCACCGCGCCGCUGACGCCCUUCCCCGUGCAUCCAGACGUGAAGUUCAAAAAGCUGCCGUUCUACGACGUGCUAGCGGAGCUGAUGAAGCCCUCGACGAUGAUGCCGAUGCAGGCGGGCCGCAUGCAGGAAGGCACCUUCAUAUUCCAUCUCACGCCGCAGCAGGCAACAGAGAUCGCGUCCGGGAAGGACAUCGUCGGCACUAGUAAUAAAUUGGAUUAUGUUAUACAGGCACAACUGAGGUUUUGUCUCCUGGAAACUUCGUGCGAACAAGAAGAUCACUUCCCACCUAGUGUUAAUGUAAAAGUCAACAACAAAAUGUGUCCACUGCCAAACCCAAUACCAACGAACAAACCCACACCGGAGCCGAAGCGGCCACCACGGCCCGUCAACAUCUCGUCACUCGUGAAGCUAUCGCCAACUGUAGCGAACACAAUCCACGUGACGUGGGCGGCGGACUUCACACGCGCGUACGUGCUAAGCGUGUUCAUGGUGAGGAAGCUGACAUCAGCUGAGCUCCUGCAGCGGCUCAAGAACAAGGGCACCAAGAACCCGGAUUAUACUAGAUCGCUGAUCAAAGAGAAGCUCUCAGAAGACUACGACAGCGAGAUAGCAACGACGUCCUUGCGCGUCUCCCUCAUGUGCCCUCUCGGCAAGAUGCGCAUGUCCUGCCCGUGCCGGCCGGCCGCGUGUCCACACUUGCAGUGCUUCGACGCGUCGCUCUUCCUGCAGAUGAACGAGCGCAAGCCCACGUGGCUGUGUCCAGUGUGCGACCGCCCCGCACCGUAUGACACUCUUGUUGUCGAUGGGUACUUCCAAGAGGUGUUGACGUCUGCGCGGCUGUCGAGCGAGUGCAGUGAGAUCCAGCUGCACGCGGAUGGCAGCUGGUCUGCGCACGCGCCGCCUGCCCGCGCCGCGCCCGCGCUCACGCCGCACGUGCACGAGCCCGCUGCCGAGCCCGUCACGCUCAUCUCAGAUGAUCUGGAAGUGAUACCAGUGGAAGGCAGUGCAAGCAACGGGGGUGGUAAGCGCGCGGCUGUAGGCGAGAACCGGGCCGCCAAACCGACUGCUGAGGUGUUAGUCGAUCUCACUUCUGAUUCAGAGGACGAACUGCCACUGAAGAGGAAGGUGCCACAGCCUAAACCGACGCCGCCCGCCUCCGAGACGAGUGUCAAGAGUGAUGACAACUACUCCUCCUCGAGUGCGGUGGAGGCGGUGUCGUCGAGCGGGUACCGGUCGCCGGGCGGCGCGGGCGCAGGCGCGUGCGGCGCGGCGUGCGGCGUGAUCUCGCUCGACAGCCCCUCGCCGCCCGCCGCCGCGCCGCCGCCCGACCCGCUGCCAGACCGCCCGCAUCUCUCCAUCACGCCUGUAGACAGAUGCACAAGUAAUAACACGGAGCGCGAGGAAGCCGACACAGCGCCGGCACACUGGGCGCCGUACGCAGAGACGGACCGCGACGAGCCUUAUAGGAAAUACUGACUGAGGGAGAAGAAUGGCCGCCCGUCGUACGCCAGCGGCCAUUCUUCAGAAGAAGAGGAAAGCUCUCCGUAUGCGGAGGUGUCUCUAGUGCCGCAAUAGGCGUACUCUGCCACCUCACUCAAGGGAAAACGGGACAACAAUAUUCAGACAAGAAACAUUUGCUUCAAUCUACAGCGAUCUGGACAGACACCGCUUGCACUAACAUAAAGAUGGUUGAAUGCAACUGAACUAUCUCAUUGUUGAAUAUAACAACAGAUUUGGUCAGUCAAAGACUGUUUUCGGCUUAAAAUACAUUCAAUUGGACAAGGAAUGAUAACGGAACAAAGACGAAAUUGAGAGAAACAAAAUGAGUGCAAAUAUUUCUCUAAUAUGGUUGAAUGCCCGUAUCGUCGAGUUUGCUUUUAUUUUCUAUAAAAAUAUAAAUUUGAGAUGUUUAAAAGCUGUCCAUUGAAUCGUCACAGUCUGUUACACAGCAGCUAGCUUUUCGUGACUAAUGAAAAUUAAAGUGUGAUUUUGUAAUAUGUUUAGAAAGUUGAACACUCAGGUGGAGGAAGGAAAAUAGUGUUUUAAUACACUGUCGUACUGUCGCCGCCGAGCGACGUUUUGUAUGAAGAUACGAGUUUCCAAAUAAAAAUGUAAAAACGUAGUCUACCCCGCUGUAUGUUAAGACAUUGUAAAUAAAACACGUUUAAUAUAAAAGACGAGCACGCGGCCGGAUGUAGGCGGCGCUGCGUCUCGUUGGUCUCAUUACCAAAUUAAUAUUUAAUUAUCUUUGUAAUUAGUGCAAUUGAUAGUAAUUGUACCUGCUGACUAAUAGAGCCACUACUUUAUUUAUGUGUAGUUCUAUAAGCCAACGAUAUGGGGGCGGACUGCGCCGUGUCGACUCCUCAACAGAUAAUUAUCAAGUGGAAAAUAUCUGUUACGGAAUAUAACGUUCAGAAAAAAUGGCUUCGGCGUUUAUCACGUUUAGUUUUUUUUUUUCGAAUCUAACGGGCUUGGAGAGCGAUCAAUGCUCGCCCUUAUUAGCAAAAUAAUGUAAAUUUAUUAUCAAUUUUUAUAUAGUACAUGGAAAUUAAUGAUAGAUGAGUUUUUUAGCCUUUCCAAAUAUUAUGUGUAAGGAUUACAAGUUCUGCCAAUUAAGGCGACGAUAUGUCACGCUAGGUCGAAGCGCGGCGCACAACAGUGAUUGUAAUUAUUUUGUUGACAUACAUUGAUCAUUAAAAUCCGAGGCCCUUUGCCACGGUAGGUAUGGAAUAUGGAUAUUGUAUGUAUAGUUCUCGAUUCCAAAUUGAAUGUUAGUUUAGUACACUUCAAAUUACGUGACUUUGAAAUCGAGUUAGCCAUAAUGCUUUUUUGUCAGCCGCAAUGAAAACAUUGCGAGGUUGGUUUUGGUACGAGAAAACCCACGAAGACACGCGUUUUAAUUUAUUUAUUCAACCGGAACUAAAGGUAUGCGCAAUGUGCAAACAUUGAAUAGAAAAUGUGGAAACUUCACGGGGUCUUGCGCAAUGUGAACGCGACACGCUAUGCGCUACGAUUCAAUAAUUUCUUACUAGAAUAUAUAUUUUUAUGUUAUAAUAUUUCUGAGAAAGAUUGGGCAAAAACAUUGACAUGUUUAUCCAAUACGUGUUUUGUAUAUCAAACUCAUCAAACGGUAUAUUUUGCGCAAAUUUAAUUAAAUUAUAGUCGUAUUCCGCUGUGUGUGGAUGAUCAAGUAUUUUUUAAUUAAUUUAACCCCAUCAGUAUAAUAUAAUUAAUAUCACGUGAGUUAAAUGUGGUAAUGAGUAACUUGGACGUGAGUAAAAUACUCAUUUGUUUCAUAAAUAAAAUGAAUAGAAUAUUUCAUUGUGUAAAUGUGCUCAUUUGUGCAUAUUUCUAGUGCCGGUUUAUGUUAAAAUAUUUGUAUUGUAUUAUAAUGAAGUGAAUUCAAGAGUUGUCGCAGCGACAUUAUCACUUCCAAAUGUCACGUUAAAUUAAAGUAUGUUUAUGAUUAAGACAAUUUUAGGAUAUAAAUAAAUGUAAAUAUUUCCA